This is a messenger RNA of Striga asiatica, 963 nucleotides long. The record is from the annotation of a GenBank genome assembly. Lineage: Eukaryota; Viridiplantae; Streptophyta; Magnoliopsida; Lamiales; Orobanchaceae.
AUGGCCGGCAGGAAGCGAGCUCCGGCGACGGAUACCUCCACAAGGGCUGACCCAGGAAAGUCCAAUCCUGAAACCCAUCGAUCAGAACCUCCCAUUGGGCCCGCAAAACUCCUCACAAUCUUGAAAAUCUUCCUCCUUUUUGCAAUCCCAUAUUUUUUCUUGCUUUUAAUUAUCCUUUGUGGGUUUUUUCGUAACGGUGAGCUUGAUCCGGUGGCGUCCAAGUACGUGCUGAGAAGGAAUUUAUUUGGGUAUGAUAUAAACAAGCAAGGCACUGCCGAUGGAUCUAUCAAAGUGCCCGAAUCAUUGGGUAUUGUAGUUGGGAUAGUGCUUCUGUUUGUGACGAUUUUGUUCCAAUAUUUCAACUUCACUGCAGAUUCAAAUAUUAAGAAAUUAGUAUUGCCAUCCAUUGCUGCACUUCCAUUGUUGAUGGCCUAUGCAGGACAUACAACUAUAGUCAUACCAAAGCCCCUUGUUCCAUAUGUUGGAUUGGGGAUUUUAGAAUUAGGAUGGAUAUACAAGCUAUAUAUGGGGCUCUUAGCCGUAUUUUGCACUAACUCAAUCAACAUUCACGCGGGUCUCAACGGCCUCGAAGUUGGACAAACUGUUAUUAUUGCAUGUGCUUCGAAUAAGAACUCUAUUUUCAUGACCUGUGUUUUUACUUUUUACGAGUAUCCUUCUUCGGUAUUUGUUGGGGACACUUAUACUUACUUUGCUGGGAUGACAAUGGCAGUGUCUGGCAUUUUAGGUCAUUUCAGUGAAACCCUUUUAAUAUUCUUUGCUCCACAAGUUCUCAACUUCCUCCUUUCACUACCUCAGAAUACCCGCAAUGAUCACUAUGGCGAGGGGCAGCCUACAACACAGGUUGACGAUCAGCUUCCCAAAAACCUCAAGAUAGGAAGGACAAUCACGCUUGCCAAAGACCUCGAGUUGCCGCAACUCCCAACUCCUCAUGGCGGCUGGUGA